Messenger RNA from Sphaerodactylus townsendi, 957 nucleotides. Its product is annotated as olfactory receptor 5V1-like. Gene Ontology annotation, biological process: G protein-coupled receptor signaling pathway. Gene Ontology annotation, cellular component: membrane. The record is from RefSeq and is a predicted model, not a curated record. Gene Ontology annotation, molecular function: olfactory receptor activity; G protein-coupled receptor activity. The transcript has a single exon. The coding region runs from base 1 to 957 and encodes 318 amino acids. Lineage: Eukaryota; Metazoa; Chordata; Lepidosauria; Squamata; Sphaerodactylidae.
AUGGGAAUCAGGAAUCAGACGCAGGUGGUGGAAUUUGUCUUCCUGGGGUUCUCUGGAAUUCUGUAUGGUCAGACGUUUCUCGCCUUGGCAUUCUUGGCCAUCUACUUGGUCACGGUGCUGGGGAACCUCAUGAUAGUGAUUGUGAUUCAACUGGAUCCCAGUCUCCACAGUCACAUGUAUUAUUUCCUCAGCCAUCUCUCUUCCUUAGAUAUUUGCCUCUCCUCAGUCACCGUCCCUAAGAUGGUGGUGAACUUUUUGCGCCAGCAACAGACCAUCUCCUACAACCAGUGCAUGGCCCAGAUGUUCUUCCUGAUGUCUUUCACAGGGGCAGAGACUGCACUUCUGGCUGUCAUGGCCUACGACCGCUAUGCCGCCAUCUGUAAACCUCUACAUUACUCCCACCUCAUGAACACCAAGGUGUGUACAAUACUGGCCUUUGCCACUUGGGUCUGGGGCUUCUUAAACUCUGUUCUACACACAGCUCUAAGCACCAGGCUGGAGUUCUGUGGAGUCAACCAGAUUCAUCACAUCUUCUGCGAUCUCCCUCCACUGAUGAAAAUGGCUUGCAAUGAUGCACACAUCAAUGAAGUGGUAGACCACGUAGCAGGACUUUUUAUGGGUGGGGGGCCCUUUGCGUUCACCAUUUUCUCAUACGUCUUCAUCCUGUCCUCCAUCUUGAGGAUUCGUUCCACGACAGGCAAGCGCAAAGCCUUUUCCACUUGUGCGUCUCACCUCACUGUUGUCUUCAUUUACUAUGGAAAUGCGUUAUUGAACUAUCAGGGGCCAAGCACUGGUUACUCCUUGGCGACAGGCACUUUGGUCUCUGUCAUGUUCUGCGUAAUCACCCCGAUGUUGAACCCCCUCAUUUACAGCCUCCGCAACAAGGAGGUGAAGGGGGCCCUCAAGAAGGCAGCGGAAAGCUGGAGGAAGUGUGAACACCCUCAGUCUCUAAGUUAG